GCUGGUAGUCCUGAGCUAGAACCCAAUCUCUCUAGACCAAAUACUUGCAACAUGGCGUUCUUAGUUAGACCUCAGUUGUGAUCAUUCGAUUCACAACAUUUCAACACCUGUUCCAUGUAGUUGCGAUGACAUAUUACAGAUAGAUGCAGUUAAAAGUCUGAGCCAUGACGGAAGACUCGAAAUUUUCCAUUGUUUCGCCGAAGUCGGUGAAAUUGUACGCGGAAAUUUGCGGCGUUCAGACUUUGACAGACGAUCUUGCCAGUUCCUUGGCUGAAGAUGUGACCUACAGACUUCGCGAAACGCUGCAGAGUGCCUCACAGUUUAUGAAGCAUGCUAAGCGGAGAAGGCUCUCAAGCGAAGACUUCAACAAAGCAUUAGAAAGAAGUAGCACAGAGCCAAUUUAUGGUUAUGGAUCUAUGGAUGACGUGUUGUUUCGAAACGCACCAACUAAGGAUGGGGACAUUUUCUUUGUUGAAGAUAAGGAGAUAAGCCUACGAGAGCUGGCAAUGAAUGUGGUUAUACCCACUGACCCUGGACAAAGAAGUGUUAAAGCAAAUUGGUUGUCUGCUGAGGGCGCACUGCCUACUGGAAGUCAUGCUCAGCCAAAUGUUGCACACCUGCUUCUGACUGCAUCUUUAAUGUGUGUUGUUUCAUCUGUCAAUUUAGGACGAGUUAACAAUGAUGGAGGCAGUGUCCAGCGUCCCCUAUCUCAGGCAUGUUUAAGUUACUAUGAGCAAGUAACAAAAGCAAUUUUGGGUGAUGAUGAACAAUGCAACAGAGUGGCUCUGAGUGAUCUGAAAACAAAUCCAAAGAUUUAUUCUUUACUGGCUUACUUUGUGAACUUUAUUGCAUCCGGGGUGAAGACCUAUAGCCAUGACUUGACGCAACUAAGUAAGCUGUUGAGUAUGGUCAGAUCACUGAUUGACAAUUCAUCACUGUUCCUUGAGCCUUAUGUUAUUCAGCUGGUGACAGCAGUCAUGUAUUGUCUACUAGAGUCUUUGGCUGCAUCUCUGAACCCCAAAAAUGACCACUGGAGAUUGAGGGAUGAAGCAGCUUCCAUUUUGGCUCGCAUUAGCAGAAAAUGCAGUAACCCAGUGAAUUAUUUGAGACAGCAGCUUUUAAUGACACUACAGGAAGUGUUAUUGGAUGACGGGCGGCCAUUUUGUUCCCAUUAUGGUGCUGUAGUUGGAUUGACCGAGCUGGGACCAGAGGCCUUAGAGCAGUAUGUGAUACCACACCUCCGAACCUAUUGGACACAGCUUCAGCAAGUGUUAGACGACAACAGCCAAUCAAAUGCACUGCUGCAAGAAGAAGCUUACCAAGUUUAUGGCGCUCUUUUGCAAGCCGCAGGUUGUCUGUUGAAAUCCAAGCAGCAUGGCGUUCCAAUGACCUCUCUCGGUUUUCAAGUCAACAACUCGCACCCAGUUCUGCGCACCAAUUUAUCUCCGUGGGCUGGAGCGAGUGUACUUCAGCGCCCAGCCCCCGUGGCAAAGUCCCGAUCCCGGUCAAGUUCGACUGGUCUCGCUUCGAAUCCUUUUCAGCUGUACCAGCAGCUGUACGAUGUAUUCGGCGACAGUCUAGGUCCCAGGACUGCACACAACAACUGGCAAGACGCGGUCGUUACCAAAACUAACCAACUUCGGAUGCAACCAUUUGCGCACGCGUACUUUCCCUUACGACCUCUGCCGCGCGAUGCAAAUAUUAUCAAGGAGUUGAUUAACAAAGCGAAAGAGAAAUUACAGACAUUUGGUUCAAAAACUAACACGUUUGGUGUUAAAAGGAAGAGAACCAUUGAUGACGAAUCAAGUCAAAGUCCAAAAGAAAGACUCAAAAGCAAAAGGAUUUGUUUGACAUUGAGGCCCUCUCUUGCGAAGGUCUCUGCUACGCUCAUGGAUUUGGAUCCUGAGGAACUCAGUUCAUCGCAAAGCAUAACGGCAGGAAUUUCGAAGAAAAGCAGUGAGAAGGAGCUUGCAAAGGCUCCUAGACAUGUUCAGCGAUUGACAAACUGUGGUGUUGAGACUGGACGCAUUCAAAGAAAGUUAAGAAAGCAAAAUCCCUCGCUCAGUAACAGAGUCAAGUUUGAUUUUCACAUUGGUGUAACUUUAUAACAUCGGUAUUCUUGUUCCUGAGAAAUACCUCAAGAUAACACUGUACAUGUAAAUGUAACUCAGACUUGAUUUUCGCGGUAGAUAUUUAUACACGGUCUUGCUUGUAUUCCGUAAAAUUGAUCACAACUAUUCCUGUUUCCUGAAUGGCCCUGAAACUACAAGUCAAAGAAACACACUGCAUUCACAAAUCGAAAUACGUCUAGAGAGAAAAACUGUUGAAUCAGAGCUGAAUGGCCCUGAAACCACAAGUCAAGGAAACACACCGCAUUCACAAAUCGAAAGAAAAACUGUUCAAUCAGAACUCUUAAAAGCUUCACGUGACCAGCUCAGAGCGCGGGAAAAUAAGACGCUUGUGACCAGGUUGUGAUUGAUGUUUGGUUUUGACACUGCAACUGAUUGUUUUGGCACUUAGCCCAAGCAAAAAGGUCUAACGCUCACAGACAAUUAAACUUGUUGUGAAAGA
Pocillopora verrucosa is the source of this 2571-nucleotide messenger RNA. The record is from RefSeq and is a predicted model, not a curated record. NCBI's taxonomy places the organism in Eukaryota, Metazoa, Cnidaria, Anthozoa, Scleractinia, Pocilloporidae.